CAAGUCCCUAUAAAUAUAUAGAUAUCUCUAUCCAAUCCAUAAUUAAUAUUCUUGAUACAAUUAAGCCUGUUUUUGUUUGCACCGCCAUAACCUUCAGAACCUGAUUCUCUUUUUGUUUUCUUCUUCAUUGUUCUGCCUGUUUGUCAGAAGGACCUAAUGGCCAAUCCCCUGCAACUCAAGUCAUUGAAUCAUAUCUCAUUGGUGUGUGGAUCAGUGGAAAAAUCUGUUGAUUUUUAUGUAAACGUUCUUGGGUUCAUUCCAAUUAAGAGGCCUAGCUCAUUAGACUUCAAUGGUGCAUGGUUAUUCAAUUAUGGCAUUGGCAUACACCUCCUCCAAUCAAAUGACCCUGAAGGCAUGCCCAAGCAUGCUCAUAUUAAUCCAAAGGACAACCACAUCUCUUUCCAAUGUGAAAAUAUAGCAGCAGUGGAGAAUAAACUGCAGCAAUUGAAGAUAGAGUAUGUGAAGAGCAAAGUAGAGGAAAGCGGAAUCUAUGUUGAUCAGUUAUUCUUCCAUGACCCAGAUGGCUCCAUGAUUGAAAUCUGCAACUGUGACAGCAUCCCAGUAGUGCCUUUAUCAGAGGAUAAAGUAUGGUCUUGCUCGCGUUUCAAUUGCAAUAUUCAAAAUCAACAUCACCAGCACCAGAUUCAACAAAUGAUCCCAAUGUAGUUUGUAAUUAACAAGUGGUGGUGACUAGCCCUGACCACAAUUCCCAUCAAUUCUUGUAUAAAAUUGUAUAGUAAUAAAAUUUCUUGUGAAAAGUAAAAUUAGCAGAAAA
Molecule: messenger RNA, 775 nt
Organism: Lotus japonicus
Lineage: Eukaryota; Viridiplantae; Streptophyta; Magnoliopsida; Fabales; Fabaceae
Product: glyoxylase I 4-like
Exons: 3
Coding region: 157-666 (169 amino acids)
Source: RefSeq, a predicted model, not a curated record